AUGCCCACCUCUGCCCUUUCACCUCACCAGACACCAGAACUGGAGAGUGCCACACUAACCAACGCUGCAGCCCCUGAGCCACUGAACACUCUGGUAAACAGCCCUGCACCCAACACCACAGCCUCCGAGGAUCAGCCAGAAGAUGAAAAUUGGCCAUCGGAGCUUGACCCAAUCUCGCAUGCCAUGGUAGCAGGUUACAUUGACCUUGUUCUGGCGAAUGUGUUUCGAGCGACACGGUUUAUUGCUCGGAAAUCAGGUGUUUCCACAUCUCGAGUAUCGCUCCUGCCCGUUUUAGCAACUGCAUGCAAAACGGACUUCGACAUCUGGGGUAGUAGAUUUGCACUUACACCAAACCCAGCUGGUGGUGUUCAGGUUUGCCUCAUGUUUAAGGAGACAUGUCAAGCCCAACCAAGUGGGGCCAACAAUGAGGCAGUGAUGCAAGGGACAGACAAUAACCUAGAUGCCGCCACAGCGGCUACUCCAUCGUCAAAGUCGUUCGACUCCAGUCAGACGUAG
Molecule: messenger RNA, 516 nt
Organism: Cantharellus anzutake
Lineage: Eukaryota; Fungi; Basidiomycota; Agaricomycetes; Cantharellales; Hydnaceae
Exons: 3
Coding region: 1-516 (171 amino acids)
Source: RefSeq, a predicted model, not a curated record